AUGUCAACUCUCCCUCCCCGCUGGCAGGGCAUCUGCUCCUUCGAGCCACCGCCGGUGACACCUACAACAGAAACUACGACUCAAGGCCCUUCAUACAACUGCCACGCAGAUUACGACAACAGAUUGAGCUGGCCAGAGCAGAAGAGGGCGUGGUGCUGUGCCCGCUAUCACGUGGCCUGCUUCGAAGCUCCGACACAGUUGUACCACUGCGACCAUGCCUAUGGCAAUUGGGAGACGACAUGGACUCCCCACAAGAAGGCGUGGUGUUGUUUCCACCUCGGCAAAGGCUGCAACUUCCAUUAUCACGACGACCACUACCACUACCACAUCAUCCACCAUUAUGACUGCCAAGCAGGUUUGUCCAACUGGAAGGCCGGAUGGUCGGAGAAUAAGAAAUCCUGGUGCUGCCAACACGAAGGAACCGGAUGCGUAGCCAAAUUUGACUGCCAUGCUGGUCUCGCCAACUGGCAUGCUGGCUGGUCGCCGCACAAAAAGACUUGGUGCUGCGGCCACUUUGGUCUUGGCUGUGCCGCAUCCAAGCCCUUUGACUGUUUUGCGGGGCUGUCCAACUGGCAAGCUGGGUGGUCGCCUGCGAAGAAGUCGUGGUGCUGCGUGCACGAGGGCAAGGGAUGCGAGAGUGGAGCUGCGGUACCCGCAGAUGCUUCUGACUACCAUCUUACAAGGCAGACGUAUCACUAUCAUUAUGAAUGA
This is a messenger RNA of Symbiodinium natans, 711 nucleotides long. NCBI's taxonomy places the organism in Eukaryota, Dinophyceae, Suessiales, Symbiodiniaceae. The record is from the annotation of a GenBank genome assembly.